Molecule: messenger RNA, 3248 nt
Organism: Spodoptera frugiperda (fall armyworm)
Lineage: Eukaryota; Metazoa; Arthropoda; Insecta; Lepidoptera; Noctuidae
Gene: Ate1
Product: arginyl-tRNA--protein transferase 1
Exons: 8
Coding region: 135-1646 (503 amino acids)
Biological process (GO): protein arginylation
Cellular component (GO): cytoplasm
Molecular function (GO): arginyl-tRNA--protein transferase activity
Source: RefSeq, a predicted model, not a curated record
UUGAUUGUCACUGUCAGAACCAUUCAUUUAUUACCCCUAUUUUCCUAUUCACUUCGGAUUCGGUUGGUCAGCUAUUUUAGUUCUAUUGUUGACUAAACUGAAUAAUAAAGUGGUAAUAAUUCAUAACUUACAAAAUGCUGCGCAGUAUUGUGGAGUAUUAUGCAGAACAUGAACAGUAUAGAUGUGGAUACUGUAAGAGCCCUGAUACCAAUUAUAGUCAUGGUAUGUGGGCUCAUGCCAUGACUGUAAGCGAUUAUCAAGAUUUAAUAGAUAGAGGAUGGAGGCGGUCAGGAAAAUAUUGUUAUAAGCCUACAAUGGAAGUUACUUGUUGCCCCAUGUAUACUAUACGGUGCAGAGCUUUAGAGUUCAAACUGACUAAGUCUCAAAAGAAAGUGUUGAAGCGUGUGAAUAAGAUACUGGCCAGUCAAGAUGCCGCCGCAUCAGCUGGUGAUAGUAAAAGGAAGAUGUCUACCUGCAGCAGUGGUAGUGAAGUCCUAGCUGAAGGGUUCGAGGAAGGAGGUGAACAGUUCAUUGAAACUAUGAGAGACCAUCAAGACUUGAACUUUGAUGUUGUAAAGAACAGUGAACUGCUUGACGGCAGCGCUGGGGAACAAGCUGGAGAUAGUAUCGCACAGAAGGACUUAGCAAAGAAAAAUGAACCUAAACCUAAUUCUUCACAGGAGAAAAUAGUGAAGAAAGAAUUGCAGGAGCAGGAGCCGCCUGUUGCUGAUAAACCAUCACGUAAGAAAGCGAAGCAGUUCAGGCGAGAGAGGCGAUUAGAAAAACUUAAAGAGAAGGGCAUUAACGAGCUCCCUCCGACCGUGCCGAGGUUCAAAGAGAAACAGCUCGAGGACUAUCUGAACGAGUUACCCGAUGAUGUCAAACAUAAGCUAGAGAUAAAAUUGGUAAGAACAGCACCUCCCAGCCCUGAAUGGCUGGCGACGUCGAAGCAGGCUCACGAAGUGUACGUUAAGUAUCAGACGACAAUACACGAUGAUAAACCAGAUAAAUGUACUGAACCAAAGUUCCAUGACUUUCUAGUCCAGAGUCCUUUGUUGGAAGAACAUACCGAGGAUGGUCCAGAGAGUGGGUACGGGUCGUUCCACCAGCAGUACUGGUUAGAUGGCAAGAUCAUUGCCGUCGGAGUCAUAGAUAUACUGCCCAAGUGCGUGUCUUCUGUCUACUUCUUCUACGACCCUCAGUAUAUGAACAUGACUUUAGGAACUUAUGGUGCGCUGAGGGAGAUCGAGUUCACAAAACAAUUGCACUCCGUGUGCCCUAAAAUCGAGUAUUACUACAUGGGAUACUACAUACACUCCUGCCGCAAAAUGCGGUAUAAAGGAAACUUCUUCCCAUCAGACUUGUUGUGCCCGGAGACCUAUAAGUGGUUCUCCUUGGAAGACUGUAUUCCCAAGCUAGAAGCGACGCCGUACGCGAGGCUCAAUCCUGAUGUGGACUGCACCGAUGACAAUUAUCCUGAAGAAAGCGACUUGAAUUAUAUCCCCAUGUGGGUGAACGGAGUCAUAAUGUUGUACAGACAUUACAAGAGACGUACAAACGCCAAAGACAGCGACACUGGAGAUCUCAUGGAAUACGCACGUCUGGUCGGCACCAAAUCAUUAAAGAGUUUAAUUUUAGUUCGAUAGACUUAUCUUAAUUAAUAGUCCCUAUUUCAAUCAAUUACAAGCCAUAAUUGAGUUUUAAUGUAAAGCUUUUUAGUGUUUUUAAGUCCUUGCAGAAAUAUGGAGUGUUUACGUCAAUGCAAUAAACUUUUAAAUAAAUUAUAUUUAUUACUUGUACUUGACUACCACCAAACUUAAUUUUAAUGCGUGAUACUUUUUGGUUUUUUGUCUGUUUUUGUAUGGGAACCACAAUUGAUGUUUAGAUUUACAUACAUAGCUACAUUAAAUAGUAUUAAUGUUUGAAUUAACGAAGCGUGAAUCUUGGAAUCUUAAUAACAUGUUCUUUUGUUGUGAACAUGAGAACGGCGGAUAGUUGGUAAUAGACCUUGUAAAGGGAAUGGCUGUCACACUACCGGCUCGCGUGUCACCGUGUCACGUCAACUUAAUGUAGACCUAUACAUACAUGUUGUUUAUUAACAUUUUACUAAAGAGUCGAAGCUCACUGUAUACCAGUCAGAGAAGUAGACAUUUAGAAUUUUUCAACUUUAUCGCUGUACAGAAUGAAGCUUGGACACCGUGUUUUAACAUUUUAAUAAAUUUAAUACAUAGUAAUAAUUGAAGUUAUAAUAUGACUCUAUAAAUAUUAGUGUUUUCAGCCUAACCCUGAUAUUUGUAUUACGGUUUUCUACUAAUCCGAUUUAUCAACACAAAUUCCUUUGUUAAACGAGUAAAUCGAAAAAUCAGAAAUAAAUUAUAGAGUAGUUCCGUGAAUAAUGUGUAUUUAACACCUUAGUUACGUGCAAUAAUUCGUGUUUGUUACGUGCAAUAAGUCCCAUAAAAUAAUAUUAAUAAAAAACUGUUUAAUCACAUUUUAAUAGUCAAUCAAUUAAUAUUUUAACAGUGUAGAUUCACUGUUUAAACUUUAAACUAUAUAAACAUAGCUAUAAAUAUAAUCAAUUUUACCCUUAAAAUGUGUAAUUUUUCAUAUCAUACUUUUAUCCGGAAAAAAGUAAAAUUAUAUAAUUAUUUUAAUUACCUAGAUAAAGUAGAUAGGUAGUAAAAAAUGUGUAGCUUUGCCAUUAAUGAACUACAGCGAUGUUAAACGCAUGUUUAAUUAUUAUUUUAUUGUUUAGUCCUACCUGCAAUAAUAAAAUAAAACUAUAUUUUAAUCAUUUAUGAUUCCCAAAACCAAAAUCGACGCCAUAUACUCAAACUCUAAGAUACGUAAUAAUAUUUCUAAUCUUGAAAUACAAUUCUUGAGUUUCAACUUUAAAACCGGGAAAUGUUCUAUUUUCUUUUCGUAUUCUGUGUAUAAUUUGAAAUAUCAGUUUAUUUACUUUAAUAUCUCUAUUUACAACAAAUGGUAAGUAAUUUUCUUAACAAUCUUUACAGCUUAUAUCUAGUUUUCUUACACUUGUCAAAGUAUUGUAAAUUACUAGUUUGAGUAUCGGGCGUUUAUCCCACCUUAAAUAGAAAUACAAAUAAUGAUUAGUACUUUACCGUAAUAUUACGUGACAUGUACUUAACAGCAUUAUAUUUAGGUAAUUAUUAACUAGUCAUGUUUACUUCCUUUAGUUUGCGUUACUACAUGAUUUUAUUUUAAAUAUAGAUGUAAUAGCCAAAUAA